Molecule: messenger RNA, 1329 nt
Organism: Tupaia belangeri chinensis (Chinese tree shrew)
Lineage: Eukaryota; Metazoa; Chordata; Mammalia; Scandentia; Tupaiidae
Product: NXPE family member 3
Source: RefSeq, a predicted model, not a curated record
GUCCAGAGAAUUCAUACUGAAGUUAAGGUCCUGCUUCAUUAUUGUUACCGGGCGAAUUUAGGCUGCCAUGGGUCCAUUCAUGGGGCAAGUCCAGGGGUACUUCAAGGGGUGCACGAUGCUGACUGUGGGACUGACCUGUCUGGUUUUGAUCACCCUUACCUGAAUAGAACAGACUAUUGGUGGGUAUUGAUUGUCUAUUUCAAGAUGUCCAAGCCCAACAGAAACAUCUAUCGGCCCCCUGGACCUCGCCCUAUCUGUAAAUUAGCCUCCAAGUCCAUGGACUCUUCCUCCUUCUUGGACUCUCUCUCUCAGAAGCUUACCAACUUGACCCGUCUUCUGUACUGGCCUCCCAUCCCAGGAGGUGGAGGGGACAUUUUGGCCUCUACCAGCCCCCAGACCUCUACCUACCACCUCAGGAGUCCUGCUCAGGCCAGCUAUGCCCUGGGAAGCUCCCUGGAGGCCAUCCUUGUGGCCAGGGACCACUGGGGCAGGCCCAAGACCCACGGUGGGGAUCUGUUUCGGGCACAGCUGCUGGGUCCAGAUCUGAAGGCAGGGGUCCCUGGGGAUGUCUGGGACCUGGAAAAUGGCACGUACCUCUUAUCUUUCCCCCUUUUCUGGGCUGGGCAGGCCCAGGUGCAAGUGCGGCUGAUUCACUCCAGCGAGGCAGUUGGGGUUCUGCAGAGAAUCUGGAGAGAGAAAAGCGCCACAGUCGAUUUUAGGGGCUAUUUCCGGGGACCAAAAGGGACUGAAGAGACUGUGAUUUGCAAUGUCGACCCCCAGUCAACUGGUACAAAAGGGCCUACCUGCCAGUACAGGGAUAUGGUUUCUGGUGAACUCUGGUUCUGUGCUAAACCUCCUACCCUGCCCUGCAACUUUCUAGUUGGUCAUUCAAGUGGGAAUUAUCUGAAGGUGACCACUCCACAUGAUGAGUCCCUGCUGGCAUGGAAUGUGACUGACAAGCUGCUCCCUCAGGGAAUUUCUCCAAUUCAGAUCAGGACAGCAGCCACAGGGAACAUCAGUCUGGCCCUGUCCCCGCGGCUCCCAUGCCGCCCUGGGCUCCUGGUUCCAAAGCCCUCUGGCUUCUACCACCAAGAUGUGUGGCACUCGCUGGCCUGCUCCAGCCGCUCCUUCUCCACUGUCGACAGCAUCCUGGCCCAUGGCUGGCCCCUGCGCUCCCUCCGCACACCAGUGGCCUCCCUGCAUUCUGUGGCCCGGGAGCUGGAGGGCCUGGCCGGGGGUCCCCACACUGUGGUGGUGCUGGGUCUGGGAGCCCACUUCACCACUUUCCCCCCAUCCAUCUUUGUGCGACGGCUGGCAGGGAUCCGGGCG